Molecule: messenger RNA, 957 nt
Organism: Fusarium musae
Lineage: Eukaryota; Fungi; Ascomycota; Sordariomycetes; Hypocreales; Nectriaceae
Exons: 3
Coding region: 1-957 (318 amino acids)
Source: RefSeq, a predicted model, not a curated record
AUGGCUACAAAUCAACAAACCAGCUUCGAAAGGUCUCUGGACCUCUUUCGACGAGAGCUUUCUGACGAUCAGAUCAAGAGAAUCAAUGGAGUCAACCAGAAGACUGUUACAGAUACUAUCCAAGAAAUUCAGGGCAAAUUAGGGCGCAGGGAUGGCCUUUGCAAAUUGACCCGAAUCCAGAGAUUUCUUCAAGCUAUGGAACACAUCGAGAAGCUAGUCACAAUAUUCCUCAACGCCAGUGACUUCGUGGCUUUCAUUUGGGGUCCGAUCAAGCUGGCUCUUAUGGUCGCCACUACUUGGACAGAAGCUAUCAGGCAACUGAUCGAAGCUUACGAAGAAAUUGCAGACGCGCUAGGUAAUCUUGCCUUCUUCCACAACCUCAUUCAGAGUCGAGAUCACUUGAAGUUGGUGUUGGACGAUUAUUUCUCCGAUAUCCUUCGAUUCCAUCGAUGCGUCCUUGAUGUCUUUUCUCGUCCAGAAUGGAAAAGACUGUUUAAAUGGGCUUGGGGAAGUUUUCGGCGCGAAGUCAAGCCAAUCCUCGAAAGUCUCAAACGCAAACAGGCUCUGUUAUCAGAUGAUAAGCUGCAAUCCCACGCUAUCCUCAAGGAAGUCCAGGACUCCGAUCAGUACGCUAAGGAUCAGUUCAGUAACCUCCAGACAAGUCUCGAUGAUAUAAGGUCUACUUUGGCUUCUGAGCAGUUGCAAAGCAAGGCUUUACAAUCUCGGGAAAUGAAGACCUACUUGGAGAGUCGACUAGAUGUUUCAACGUCUCGAACUGAUCUUCAGCUAGAAUCACAGGAUACUGUCGAUGAAAAUUCUGGCAUUUGGAUCUUUUCCAAUCCAAUUUUCAAAGGUUGGGAAGGAGGAAAAUCUGCAGAGAAAAGGGUCUUGUUCCUCAAUGGCUCCCCCGGUUCCGGUAAGUCAUCUACUCAUUUGCAGUUUAGGGAUUGUCUGUAG